AUGCCCCUGUGGUCUUGCCAUGCCCUCUCGAUACUCCUAUGCUUUCCCAUUGGUCUCCCUAUACUUUCGUACCCUGUACCCUCCCAUACGCACUCAAUACCCCUGUGGCCUCCCUAUACCCCCCACGGCUCCCUGUGUUUUCCUCAUACCCCCCAUGCCUUCCCUGCGCCCUUCCCCGGUGUCCUCCCCAUGCCUAAAAGGCCCCCCUCCAUACAGUCCGAACACCCUCGUCCCCUUCACCCUACCCCUAUGCCCCAGUGUCCCUAUACCCCUGUGCCCUUAUGCCUCUAUGCCCCUGUGCCUCUAUACCCCUGCGCCCCUGUGCCCCUGCGCCGCUCCCUCCCCCCGCGCCCCCCCCCCCCCACGCCACCCGAGGUCGAGGUCGUGUCAUCCGAGCGGGAGAGCGAACGUAGACCCGCUUUAUUGGACGAAGAUCCCGUGGCUUGA
Messenger RNA from Penaeus monodon (black tiger shrimp), 447 nucleotides. RefSeq names its product proline-rich receptor-like protein kinase PERK2. The record is from RefSeq and is a predicted model, not a curated record. Bases 1 to 447 code for a protein of 148 amino acids. The transcript has a single exon. NCBI's taxonomy places the organism in Eukaryota, Metazoa, Arthropoda, Malacostraca, Decapoda, Penaeidae.